AUGGUCAGCCCAUCAAGACGGACGACCCGGCGCAGACAGCCUGAUGACGAAUGGGAGGCCAAUCCUCACGUCGACCAGGCUAUCCGACAGGGCAAGACCGCCCUGUCUCUACUCGAAGCUAUAACCGAGGGCAUAUUCAUAUGCGAGCCACUCAAAGGUGCGGUCAAGCUGGCGAAGGAGCUGCUCGAAAUGGUGGAGAAGGUCCGCAAGAACCAAGAGGAGUGCAAGGACUUGGCGGACGACGUCUUCAUGCUGAUGGAAGUAAUCCUUGAACUUCUGAAAGGAAGGCAAGACGACGAGAUACCCGCGCGGUUGAAGACCUACCUCGUCGAUGACGUGUACAACACGCUGCUCAAAAUCAAAUCCGACCUCGAGCCGCUGAUACUCAAAAAAGACUUCUCCUUCAAGGCGUGGCGAAGGGCGCUUCUCAGGCGCGAAUAUGUGGCGGAUCAGCUAUCUGGGCAUAGGAAGAAGAUCACCGGCUGCCUCCAACGAUUCAACCUUGCCAUCGUCGCUGAUAUCAGGAUGGAAAUGCAUGCCCCCGUGCCGUCCACUUCCGCCCUACCCAGACUACAGAUAUCAUCCGUCGUGCCUCGUCCGCCAAAGUACUUCUACGGACGAGACGAUAUCGUCGAUGACGUGGUCCAGAAGCUCGCGAGCGAAACGCAACAUCACGUAGCUCUCCUCGGUACCGGCGGAAUCGGCAAGACGUCCGUUGCGCUCUCGAUCCUCGAGCAUCCGGACAUCAAACCUCGGAACCGCUGUUGUUUCGUGCCGUGUGAUACCCUGCUUUCGGCCUCGGCUCUCGUCCUUGCCAUUCUCCAGGUUCUGGGCGGUAGCUCAGGUGAGGGCGACACCAUGGAAAGGCUGAUCGGGUGCAUCAAGGCCGUGGGCCCGGUCGUCCUCGUCCUGGAUAACUUUGAAAGCCCGUGGGACGCUGGAGGAACCCACGACUCGCUGACGAAGGUCCUCAGCUCCCUCUCGUCCCUUCCCGGGGUCCAAAUCGUCUUGACGAUGCGAGGGAACCAUCCACCGGCCAACGGAGGCGUUCAGUGGACCCCUGUUCAACUUGGUCCUUUGGAUGCGGAAUCAGCGAAAGCGCUCUUUCUAACCAUGUGUCCGGACACCAAACCCGCCGAAUAUACAGACAUGGACGCAUUGCUUGAGAAGGUUGACGGUUUACCGCUUGCCAUCGAUCUCCUCGCGAAGCAGAAGGGGAUACUUCCUUGUUCCUUCUUGCUACGACGAUGGGAAUCGCAAUCUACCGCACUGCUCACCACGGAAACGCGAUCUCCGACGCGAUUAACCAGUCUAGACGUCUCGAUCAAGCUGUCGCUGAACUCGGAGAUGAUGAAAGCGGCUCCAGAUGCCCUCACGCUGCUGGCGGUCAUCUGUCGCUUGCCCGAUGGCGUCGUCGGAGGUUCCGAUCAACUGGUCAAGAUGAACCUCGGCCUCGAGGUCCACGAGGCGCUCGCGGCGCUUCUACGCAGUGCGCUUGCAUACGUCGCCCCUGGGGGUUUCAUCAAGGUGCUUUCUCCGAUCCGUCAGCACGUCAUGGCCCAUCACGACCUGCCGCAGCCAAAAUAUGACUCACUCAUGCAAUAUUACGUCAACCUCUUAGACAAAUAUGGGUCGGUUUCACCUGGCUAUGGCGAUUUCAAGCAGGCGUACGAGGCUUUGGUUCCGGAAACAGGCAAUAUCAUCUACUUGUUCACGCAAGAGCUCCGGCAGGCUCGAAGAUGCACACAUGGUGUUGCUCAGGCCGCGUACAUGUUCUCCCGGUUUCAAUGCUACACACGGCAUUCGACCGAGCUCAUCGACGAACUACUCAAUCAACGGCCACAAUAUAGAAUGAAAGUUUCUCGAGUAAAGCGAAUUGUGAUCAGGAGAAACGGGUGGAGGGUUCCCCUUGCGCAGGGACUCAUGUCCAGGGCGAGACUCUUGAUGAAUAUGCAUGAAUACGCAGCAGCGAAGGAUGAUUUGACUGCUGCGCUUGUUGAAACAAGCAGAGCCAGGGAUCGAGCAACAACAGCGCUUUGCCUGGAGAUGUUCGGCGACAUCCACCUCAUGCAGAACGAGUACCCCCAGGCGAUAGAAAAGCUCACCCGGGCCCAUGACGUGAACACUGAGAUCGGACACCGACAGGGCGUGGCGAAUUGCCUGAAAAGCUUGGGCGAGAUCCAUCGCAUGCAGAACGAGUACCCCCAGGCGAUAGAGAAGCUUACUCGGGCCCACGACGUGUACUCCGAGAUCGGACACCGAUUGGGCGUGGCGAAUUGCCUGAAAAGCUUGGGCGACGUCCAUCGCAUGCAGGACGAGUACCCACAGGCGAUAGAGAAGCUCACCCGGGCCCACGACGUGAACACCGAGAUCGGACACCGACUGGGCGUGGCGAAUUGCCUGCAGAUCUUGGGCGAGGUCCAUCGCGUGCAGAGCGAGUACCCCAAGGCGAUAGAGAAACUCGCCCGGGCCCACGACGUGUACUCCGAGAUCGGAGACCGACUGGGCGUGGCGGGCUGCCUCUCAAGCUUGGGCGACGUCCAUUACAUGCAGAACGAGUACCCCCAGGCGAUAGAGAAGCUCACCCGGGCCCACGACGUGUCCUCCGAGAUCGGAGACCGACAGGGCGUGGCGGGUUGCCUGAAAAGCUUGGGCGACGUCCAUCGCAUGCAGGACGAGUACCCCCAGGCGAUAGAGAAGGUCACCCGGGCCCUCGACGUGUACUCCGAGAUCGGAGACCGACAGGGCGUGGCGGGUUGCUUGGAAAGCUUGGGCGACAUCCAUCGCAUGCAGGGCGAGUACCCCCAGGCGAUAGAGAAGGUCACCCGGGCCCACGACGUGUACUCCGAGAUCGGAGACCGGCUGGGCGUGGCAAAUUGCCUGCAAAGCUUGGGUGAGAUCCAUCGCAUGCAGGGCGAGUAUCCCCAGGCGAUAGAGAAGCUCACCCGGGCCCGCGAAGUGUACUCCGAGAUCGGAUCCCGAAGGGGCGUGGCAAAUUGCCUGCAAAGCUUGGGCGACAUCCAUUACAUGCAGGCCGAGUACCCCCAGGCGAUAGAGAAGCUCACCCGGGCCCACGACGUGUACUCCGAGCUCGGAGACCGACUCGGUGUUACAGGCUCUCUGCAGAGCUUAGCAGAUAUUGAUCGUGUCCAAGAGCGGUAUGAUCAAGCCGCGGAGAAGCUAGGACGCGCUCUUCACCAUGCUUCAAGCAUCGGGCAUCGCUAUAGGAUCGCUUGCUGUUACAUGUACAUGGGCUUACUCGAUCGCGAUCAGCGUCGUUAUGCCGAGGCUGUUGAGCAUAUCACGACCGCUCAGGCAAUGCUCACGGAGAUCGGACAAGAGGGCAACGCGGAUUAUUGCUCAGGUCUCCUUCGUGAGAUUCACGAGCUCACGAUCUCGCAGGAUGAAGGUGGCGAAGGGCCCGUGAUAGCCUCCCACGCGCGCGACGCGACGACGACUUAGAAGAAUGUACGACACUUCUGUCAUCGACAUUUUCUACCCGUGCGCUGCUACCAAGUCGAUGUUCCCCGUUACUCUGCGGUUGCUUAGAGCACUCGCGCUAUGCGCUUUGAGCGCCGUGCAGAUGUUCCGGGUGGUUUCUACGAAGUCCUGUCCAAUCAUGUAACCAAGUUUUCUCUGACUUGCGGAACCGGGUAGAAAUCGUGUACCACAUUACUAGAUGCCUUGACAUUGUCGUCGUGGAUUGUAUUACUCGCCGUAUGCGUCGUAGCUUACUUCCCUGUGUAUGCCGAACUUGCAACGAUCUCAUCCGCAACUUGGCAGAGCUUCGUGAGUGGGUGCCCCGGGCUGGCUUGGGAAACGGCGGCGCUCUCGCAACAGAUCGACAUGGACUUGCAGGUUUCGAGGCGACGGCGG
Punctularia strigosozonata HHB-11173 SS5 is the source of this 3876-nucleotide messenger RNA. Its product is annotated as TPR-like protein. The coding region runs from base 1 to 3462 and encodes 1153 amino acids. The transcript has 7 exons. NCBI's taxonomy places the organism in Eukaryota, Fungi, Basidiomycota, Agaricomycetes, Corticiales, Punctulariaceae. The record is from RefSeq and is a predicted model, not a curated record. Gene Ontology annotation, molecular function: protein binding. Gene Ontology annotation, biological process: cell surface receptor signaling pathway.